This is a messenger RNA of Carica papaya (papaya), 1594 nucleotides long. The record is from RefSeq and is a predicted model, not a curated record. NCBI's taxonomy places the organism in Eukaryota, Viridiplantae, Streptophyta, Magnoliopsida, Brassicales, Caricaceae.
AUGGUAGCUGCAGGAGGAAAUGGGUUGUUAUUCCCAAUUCUAGGUUUUGCAUCGUGUGUGGUUUUCAUUUACAUGUCCUUCAGUGAUUUGUCUCUCAGUUAUCACCAUGAAUCUGAGCUGAGUUUCGUCACCAGAAACGGGACACAGUUUAUGGUGGACGGUAAAAUCUUGUAUGUCAAUGGAUGGAAUUCUUACUGGUUAAUGGACCAUGCUGUUGAUGAGUAUAGCAGAUAUAGGAUUGGCUCAAUGCUGCAAGCUGGUGCUAAGAUGGGUCUCACUGUAUGUAGAACUUGGGCCUUCAAUGAUGGAGACUACAACGCUCUCCAGCUUUCUCCUGGUAGAUUUGAUGAGCGGGUCUUCAAGGCAUUGGACCAUGUCAUUGCAGAAGCAAGAAAGCAUGGUGUUAGGCUGCUUUUGAGCUUGGUUAAUAAUUUGCAAGCAUAUGGUGGGAAGACUCAGUAUGUCAAGUGGGCAUGGCAAGAUGGCGUUGGUUUAAGCUCUUCCAAUGAUUCCUUCUUCUUUGAUCCAUCUAUUCGCAGAUAUUUCAAGAAUUAUGUUUUGACUUUGCUGACUAGGAAGAACACAAUCACAGGAAUUGAAUAUAGGAAUGAUCCCAUCAUCUUUGGAUGGGAGUUGAUAAAUGAACCUCGUUGCAUGUCUGAUCCUUCUGGUGACACUCUUCAAGACUGGUUAGAUGAAAUGUCUGCUUUUGUGAAAUCAAUUGACAACAAACAUCUCCUGACAGUGGGUUUGGAAGGAUUCUAUGGUCCUAAAAGCCCAAAAAGGUUAACAGUGAAUCCAGAAUUCUGGGCAGCAACCCUUGGAGCUGAUUUUAUUCGCAAUUCCGAGAUUGCAAAUGUCGAUUUUGCGUCUGUUCAUAUCUACCCUGACCACUGGUUUCAUGUGCAAGAGUUUGAAGAGAAGCUGAACUUUUUGUCCAAGUGGAUGCUUUCUCACAUCGAAGAUGGUGACAACGAAUUGAAGAAGCCAGUUAUGUUCACUGAAUAUGGGUUGUCAAACCUAAACAAAGACUUCGAACAAUCCCAGCGUGACAGGUUCUACAAAACUAUCUUAGACACCAUUUACAAAUCUGCAAAAAGAAAUGGGUCUGGAGGCGGUGCCCUUGUCUGGCAGUUCUUGAUUGAAGGAAUGGAAGAAUUUAAUGAUGAUUUUGGAAUGGUGCCAUGGCAAAGGGCAGCAACCUAUAAACUGUUUACAAAGCAAUCGUGCAGGUUGACAAAACUCCCGGGCUCGGUGCUACAAAAUAAAAACUUGAAAGAACUGUGUUCUAAGAGACCCUGAAAAGGUGAUUCUUCCAUCUCAAACAAUAAUUCUUCUCUGGGUACUGAUUCACUUUUCUGGUAUGGGGUUAUUCAAGGGAAACACAUAGGUCUACUGUUUUUUUUUUUUCUUUUUGUUUACUGUUGUGUAACCCAAGCACCUAUAUAUAUAUAAGUUGAGAUUGAUUAAAGUAGGUGUGAAUAUAAGAGCUUUGAAUUUGCAACUUUGCAGCAAAGAUUCAAAUUGUUUGUAGUGCCUUAUAGUUGGCAUAAGGAAAUAUGAAUCCAGUAGUUCCUAGUAAGUUUACAUUUCA